AUUUGAGACAGCAAGAAUGGCAGCCAGCAGCACCUCCCGCGUCGCGAUCGUCACGGGCGGCUCCAAAGGCAUUGGCGAGGCCUGCGUCGUGAAGCUCCUUAGCCAAGGCUACAAGGUCUACAACCUCGACAUUGCACCGUCGGCAAAUGGCAUCUUUGUCGCUUGCGACGUGAGCUCCGUCGCGACCGUCGAGGCUGCGGUCGCUGCGAUCGUGGCCGACAACGGUCAUGUCGACUGCCUCGUGGCCAACGCCGGCAUCUACUUUAGCGCGACGAUCGAAGAGACGUCCGAGGCCGACCUUGACCGCAUCGUCAACCUCAACAUCAAGGGCGCGUAUGCGGCCAUCAAGGCGACGCUGCCUUCGAUGAAGGCGCGCAAGAAGGGCGCGAUCAUCGUCAUGUCGUCGGACCAGGCCUUUGUCGGCAAGAAGAACUCGUUCGCGUACAACCUCUCCAAGUGCGCGCUGGCGUCCAUGGUCCGCACGACGGCGCUGGACUAUGCGCCGUUCAACAUUCGCGCCAACGGCGUGUGCCCCGGCACGAUCGAAACGCCACUGUACCACCGCGAAAUCAACCUCUGGGCCGAGGCGUCCGGUACACCGUUGAAGGACAUUGAGGCGAGCAUGGCAGCACUCCAGCCGCUCAACCGCGUCGGGCAGCCCUCGGAAGUCGCCAACCUCGUCGCCUUCUUGGCGAGUGACGAAGCGUCGUUCAUCACGGGCAGCCUCCACUCGGUUGACGGCGGCUACGUCGCCCAGUAAGCUUUUCAUGGGCAUGGAUGGCGUCCUGCAUGUAAAUGUAAUAGUACGUCGUGUUUCGCAA
Molecule: messenger RNA, 821 nt
Organism: Saprolegnia diclina VS20
Lineage: Eukaryota; Oomycota; Saprolegniomycetes; Saprolegniales; Saprolegniaceae
Product: oxidoreductase
Exons: 1
Coding region: 17-760 (247 amino acids)
Source: RefSeq, a predicted model, not a curated record